Alligator sinensis (Chinese alligator) is the source of this 4214-nucleotide messenger RNA. RefSeq names its product integrator complex subunit 4 (gene INTS4). The record is from RefSeq and is a predicted model, not a curated record. Bases 142 to 3057 code for a protein of 971 amino acids. Lineage: Eukaryota; Metazoa; Chordata; Crocodylia; Alligatoridae. Gene Ontology annotation, cellular component: integrator complex. Gene Ontology annotation, biological process: snRNA processing. The transcript has 24 exons.
CCGUCUCGCUUCCUCUGUGUGCUGCGGGACGCUGAGAAAGAGAGAGAGAGAGAGAGAGAGAGAGAGAGACACACACACACAAGCCGGCUACGGUGGCGGCGGCGGCUCAAGCCGCGCAGGAGGCGAAAGGUGGCGCCCAAGAUGGCGGCACACCUGAAGAAGCGGGUGUACGAGGAGUUCACCAAAGUGGUGCAGCAGCACGAGGAGCCGGCGGCCAAGAAGCUGCGCCUGGCCAAGCCCAGCAAGUCGGCGGCGCUGCACGUGGACCUGUGCAAGGCCGCCUCGGCCGCCGACGCGCUGCAGCACCUGCUGCACUUCGCCCGCCAGCCCGUGGAGGCCGAGAGCGUCGAGGGCGUCGUCCGCAUCCUGCUAGAGCACUACUACAAGGAGAAUGAUACCUCUGUAAGAUUAAAGAUUGCUUCCUUGCUGGGUUUGCUAUCAAAAACGGCAGGAUUCUCUCCAGACUGCAUUAUGGAUGAUGCCAUUAAUGCGCUUCAAAAUGAAAAGUCCCACCAAGUUCUUGCUCAGCUGCUGGACACGCUGCUGGUGAUUGGAGCUAAACUCACGGAGAAUGCAGCUGUCAGAAUGAGACUGGUAGAUGUAGCCUGCAAGCAUCUGACAGACGCUUCCCAUGGUGUACGAAACAAGUGCCUCCAGCUAAUAGGCUAUCUUGGAUCUGUGGAAAAAGGUGUUACAAAAGAAGCAGAAAGCCAAGCUACUAAGGAUGUCCAGAAGAUCAUUGGGGACCACUUCAGUGACCAGGACCCACGUGUUAGGACUGCAGCUAUAAAAGCUAUGCUGCAGCUGCAUGAAAGAGGAUUAAAAUUGCAGCAGACUAUUUACAGCCAGGCUUGCAAACUGCUCUCAGAUGAUUAUGAACAAGUGCGCAGUGCCGCAGUUCACUUGGUAUGGGUCCUCAGUCAGCUGUAUCCAGAAAGCAUUGUCCCAAUUCCAUCUUCCAAUGAAGAAAUCCGCCUAGUGGAUGAUGCAUUUGGAAAAAUUUGUCACAUGGUCAGCGAUGGCUCAUGGGUUGUUAGAGUGCAAGCUGCUAAACUGUUGGGAUCUAUGCAGCAAGUGAGUUCCCAUUUCUUAGAACAGACACUUGACAAGAAGCUGAUGUCUGAUCUGAGGAGGAAGCGAACUGCACAUGAACGAGCCAAAGAACUCUACAGCUCUGGGGAGUUUUCAAGUGGCAGAAAAUGGGGAGAUGAUGCCCCCAAAGAAGAAAUAGACACGGGUGCUGUGAACUUGAUUGAGUCGGGAGCUUGUGGGGCCUUUGUCCAUGGCCUGGAAGAUGAGAUGUAUGAGGUUCGGAUUUCUGCAGUCGAGGCUCUCUGUAUGCUGGCUCAGUCUUCACCUUCUUUUGCAGAGAAAUGUCUUGAUUUUCUAGUAGACAUGUUUAAUGACGAGAUUGAAGAGGUGAGAUUGCAGUCGAUACACACCAUGAGAAAGAUCUCCAACAACAUCACUCUACGAGAAGACCAGCUUGAUACUGUGCUGGCUGUCUUGGAGGAUUCCUCCCGAGACAUUCGGGAAGCACUUCACGAGCUACUCUGUUGCACCAAUGUUUCUACGAAAGAAGGCAUCCACCUUGCACUUGUGGAGCUACUGAAAAACCUAACCAAGUAUCCUACUGACAGAGAGUCCAUUUGGAAAUGCUUGAAGUUCUUGGGAAGCAGACAUCCAACUCUGGUGCUUCCACUGGUCCCAGAGCUCUUGAGUACACACCCGUUUUUCGACACGCCAGAGCCAGAUAUGGAUGACCCAGCCUAUAUUGCUGUUCUUGUCCUCAUUUUUAAUGCUGCUAAAACUUGUCCAACAAUGCCAGCGUUGUUCUCAGAUCACACCUUUAGGCACUAUGCCUAUCUUCGUGACAGUCUCUCUCAUCUUGUCCCUCCAUUGAGAUUGCCAGGUAGAAAGCUGGUGUCCUCCCCUGUGUCCCAGAGUGUUACACCACAUGAAGAUCCUUCCCAGCAGUUCUUGCAGCAGAGUCUUGAGCGAGUUUACAAUCUUCAGCACUUGGACCCACAGGGCACACAGGAACUGCUCGAAUUCACCAUAAGUGACCUCCAGAGGCUUGGAGAACUGCAGUCAGAACUGGCAGGGUUGGCAGACUUCACUGCAACUUACCUUCGGUGUCAGCUGCUUCUCAUCAAGGCCCUUCAGGAAAAACUGUGGAACGUGGCGGCUCCUCUGUACCUGAAGCAGAAUGCAUUGGCAUCAGCAGCAGCAAGACAGAUUAUGGAAGAAACUUACAAAAUGGAGUUCAUGUACAGUGGAGUGGAAAAUAGACAAGUGGUCAUUAUUCAUCACAUGAGACUGCAAGCAAAAGCGCUACAGCUUAUAGUGACUGCACGUACCACAAGAGGAGUGGAACCCCUUUUUGGGAUGUGUGAAAAGUUUUUACAGGAAGUGGACUCUUUUCAGAGAUGUUUUAUCUCUGAGCUCCCCCACAUGCAAGGCAGUUUCGUGGAUCAGCUGCUAGACCUGAUGCCCAGGCUUGUGACCUCCAAGCCUUCAGAAGUGGUAAAAAUCCUGCAAACAACGCUACGACAAAGCGCCUUCCUUCACCUUCCUCUGCCAGAGCAGCUCCAUAAAGCUUCUGCAAAUAUCAUUGAACCUACCGGUGAGUCUGAUAACCCUUUGAGGUUCACAUCAGGGUUAGUUGUGGCUUUGGAUGUUGAUUCAACUCUGGAACAUGUGCAGGAUCCUCAGACCACAGUUAAAGUUCAGGUAUUAUAUCCAGAUGGACAGGCACAGUUAAUCCAUCCUAAACCAGCGGACUUUCGAAAUCCUGGUCCUGGAAGGCACAGAUUGAUCACUCAGGUUUACCUUUCGCACACUGCCUGGACAGAGCCAUGUCAGAUUGAAGUGAGGUUACUAUUGGCAUACAAUUCCAGUAGGAGCAAAGCUUCCACUAAAAUCUCCAAAUCCACGUGGAGCGACAGCAUGGACACUUUUCCACAGUCUGAAAGUGGCAUUGAAGGAACUAUCCCAUUCAGCAAACCAGUCAAAGUGUAUAUAAUGCCCAAACCUGCCAGACGGGCACUGGUUUGAAAACUUCAUGCAUCUGUAGCAAAAGAGCUGGUCGUCAUCUGACUGCGGGCUCAGUUCUGUUUCCAGUGGACAGGGGUUGAUGUACAUCUCUUAUCACGAAGCUGCAUCUUGGGCAGACACUUGAUGUAUUGAGCUACCUCCUUGCAGAUUUUCUUCCUCUCUGUUUACACUUUAGCAAUAUGUGUAUAGUUUGUCAUGGCAAUAAAGAUUUGUGAUCCAGUUCGUGUCCAUAUUAUACAAGCCACUACAAUUCUUCAUCUUGCUGGCAAGUGGAAAUAAACCUAAUCUGAGUGAACUGUGGAGAGUGAACUGGCUAUUCAGCCCUAGAAGUUGCUUUGGCGUUGCAGAAAGAAGCUGUAACACUGGUGGGUAGAAGAGAGAAGCCCUCACUGAUGCUACCUCUUUUCCAGUGAAACCUUGAGGUUUCAGCAUUAAUCAGAUGUCUUUCAUGAACUCUGCAUACCUGAAAAGGAAGGAAUUGUCUGGGCUCUUCUGUGACUAAAAAAAUGUUGAGCUGUGAAUAGUCACCUGGUCCAGGGCAGUAAGCCAAUCAUACUCUUCUUUCUGGAUCUUUAAAUAAAAUAAAAUGCUUUCCAUCUUUUUCCUGUUGCUCAACAUGGUCAUGAAGAUAGUCUGCUUAACCAAGGGAAAUUUGUGAUACAGUAGGCCUCAUUGGAGAAUCCAUUCUUCUGUUGGUGCCUAGUAUUAACAAUUGGCUACAUGUCAUGUAAAAUCAGACCAGAGUCUUUUAUCCUGCAUGUUGGUAAGGACUGAGAGUCAAAGCCUAGAGGAAUUUACCAAAGCACCUAAUCUGCAACUUAAGGUCAAGUUUUUGAAGGUGUUUAGACACCAGAAGUGCCUUGCCUAACAAAACUCUGGACUGGUAAGGGAUGGUUAUAUUUGCUUAUUUACUGAUUUUUAGAGUGAGGACACCAAAGGUUUGUUCUCUUGCUUCUACCUUUCCAUUCUCCUGUUUGGAUUCAAAACAUGGGCUCUUCCAUUAGCCAUGAUGUUAUCCCACAGUCAGUUUAAUCUUUGAUACUCACCUGACAUUUUCCUUUCUUUGCAUUACUCCUUGUUCAACCUACAGCCAAACUCUAGAAAUUCCUUCUUCUCCUCUUGAGUGUCUUAAUGCCAUUGAGACAGAUGAAUUAUUC